AAGAACCUUUAUUUAAUUAUUAAGGUUACACCUGUCCCUAUCCUCAUUUUCCUAAUCAAGAUCAGCUCUCACUAGGGUUUUUUAUAUAUACUUCCCUCCCCCACCCAGACACGCAACUUCACAUUUUCAAAACUGGACCAAAUUUAGCUGUGUCAGAGAUAAAAUAUCCAUAUCUUUUUUGAGAAUUCUUCAAGUGUCUUUCUUCAUUUUCCGAUGGGAGACGCGGAGAAUUCUCUUCAACCAUCGAAGAAAAGGGCGGCUGUAAAGGAAUUAUCACGAGACAAUCCUGGUCUAGAUGAUGAUGAAACUGCUGAACAAGAGACAGGGUCUUUCCAGAAAGCAAGUGAGGAGGUGAUGGCAAGUAGAAGAAUUGUUAAAGUUCGUCGUAGUCAAACUACUACUUCUACGACUACACCUUCAGCUAAUCCUUUUGCAGCGAUCCGCUUGGUCCCACCCACCGAGUCCAGUGUCUCAUCUGCUGUGAUCACAAGUGAAGGUGAGAGUGAGAUAACAAGUUCAGGUAAACCAGAAGCAAAAAAUGACGUUGCUGAGGAAAAUAGAAAGGAAACAAGUGAUGUGAAUAAGGAAGAGAAGAAGGAACCCGAUCAAGUUUCUAAGGCAUCAGAAGGUAAUGUUGAUGAAUCUAAUGUUGUCAAGGAGAAUGUUGAAACUGCUAAAGAGCCUGACAAACCUGAAUCUGUUGAAAAGAAGGUGGCAGAUGAUGAGAAAACCCAGGUUGAAACCAAGGAAGGCACAGUAGUUGAGAAGAGCGAAAAUGACAGUAAGACGGAUGUGGAAGUCGAGAAAACAGAGAAUGAACAACAAAAUGAUGCGGGUGGUGAUAAAAGUGAGAAGGGUACAGAAACUGGUUCGUUCAGCUCAUUUCAACAACUCUCAAGUACCCAAAACGCUUUCACAGGAUUUGCAGGGACUGGAUUCUCCGGCACUACGUUCUCCUUCGGAGCUAUUUCAAAAGAGGGAUCUCCUCUAGGUUUUGGUUCCGAAUCAGGUGCUGGUUCUCUUUUUGGAGCAAAAAGUGACCAGUCACCUUUUGGACUUAAUCUUCCCACUAAUGGAAACACUUCUCUAUUUGGAAACUCAGGGUCAUCCAUUGUGAGCAAGGGUGAGGGUAGUGGAUUUCCUUCCAAAGAAGAGGUUACUGUCGAAACAGGGGAAGAGAACGAAAAGCCAGUAUUCACAGCUGAUUCUGUGCUGUUUGAAUAUCUUGAUGGGGGGUGGAAAGAGCGGGGAAAGGGAGAACUAAAGGUCAAUGUUUCUACAACUGGGGCAGGAAAAAGUAGACUUAUUAUGAGGAGCAAAGGAAAUUACAGAUUGAUCUUGAAUGCCAGCCUUUAUCCAGAAAUGAAGCUCGCUAAUAUGGACAAAAGAGGGAUCACUUUUGCUUGCUUGAAUAGUGCUGGUGAUGGAAAAGGAGGACUAUCUACAUUUGCUCUGAAGUUCAAGGAUGCCUCUACCGUCGAAGAGUUUCGAGCUGCUGUAGUGGAACAUAAAGGUACUACAUCUGGUUCUUUGAAGACACCUGAAAACUCUCCUGAAGCUUUAGAUGACCCUGCAGUAUAGAUGAAUAGACUUUUCGUCAUGGAAUGUGCCGUACUAUAUUCGUUUAGCUGCAGAGAAGAGCAGGAAGGAAGAGAGAAUAUUUUGUCAAGAGAUAAAAGAGACUUGUAAUCCCACAUACUGAGUUGAUCAUAUCCAUUACAGUGCGCUUGUUGUAGACUUUGUCCGAGCAACUUUUAAUUAAUUUCCUCUCUUUCUGAGAUGUUGAAGAA
Capsicum annuum is the source of this 1790-nucleotide messenger RNA. RefSeq names its product nuclear pore complex protein NUP50A. Gene Ontology annotation, cellular component: nuclear pore; cytoplasm. The transcript has 2 exons. Gene Ontology annotation, molecular function: GTPase activator activity. NCBI's taxonomy places the organism in Eukaryota, Viridiplantae, Streptophyta, Magnoliopsida, Solanales, Solanaceae. The record is from RefSeq and is a predicted model, not a curated record. Gene Ontology annotation, biological process: intracellular transport. Bases 214 to 1581 code for a protein of 455 amino acids.